Molecule: messenger RNA, 3585 nt
Organism: Penicillium daleae
Lineage: Eukaryota; Fungi; Ascomycota; Eurotiomycetes; Eurotiales; Aspergillaceae
Product: heavy metal translocating P-type ATPase
Exons: 1
Coding region: 1-3585 (1194 amino acids)
Biological process (GO): monoatomic cation transport; copper ion homeostasis
Cellular component (GO): membrane
Molecular function (GO): ATP hydrolysis activity; ATP binding; P-type divalent copper transporter activity
Source: RefSeq, a predicted model, not a curated record
AUGUCUGCAGAACCUCGCGGUGCGGACCCUGCGUCCCCCGCCCAAUCAUUACCCGUCAUGGCUAUGACAACGAUCAAAGUGGAUGGAAUGGCCUGCGGAGCCUGUACAUCUGCAGUUGAGGGCGCAUUCAGGGGAGUAGAGGGGGCGGGCGAUGUGUCCGUCAGUUUGAUCAUGGGUCGCGCCGCUGUUCAACACGAUCCGUCUAUACUUUCGCCCGCGAAGGUUGCGGAGAUGAUUGAAGAUUGUGGAUUCGAUGCCGCAGUUCUGUCUACUGAAGAAUAUGCCAAAUCCAAGGAUAUCGGUGCGUCGGAUGCUCCGGUAGUGCGAUCCUUGACGACCACCCUCGCGAUCGAAGGUAUGACCUGCGGCGCAUGCACUUCUGCGGUGGAAAGUGGACUCAAGGAUGUCGCUGGAGUCAACUUGGUCACCGUAUCGCUACUGUCAGAGCGCGCGGUAGUAGAUCAUGAUGCUCAGACCAUUACACCGGAGCAAAUUGCGGACCUGAUCGAGGAUCGUGGCUUUGGCGCUCGCGUGGUAGAAACAAAAGCCUCAUCUGUUGGCCAAAAGGAUUCGUCCCAGCUUGCCAACCGGACGGAGAAUAAGUCAGGGCAUAUGGUCACGACAAUCGCCAUCGGCGGUAUGACCUGUGGAGCUUGUACAUCCAGUGUCCAAAAUGCUGUCGCCUAUAUGGAUGGCGUGGUCCAGUUCAACAUCAGUCUGCUAGCUGAGCGCGCCGUGAUUGUACAUGAUCCGUCAAUACUCCCAGCACAGAAUCUUGUCACGAUGGUGGUGGAUGCUGGAUUUGAUGCAUCUAUUGUGUCGUCUGAAUCCCAGGAGCCGCUCUCAAGGAAGACCCAGCAGCUCAAUCUUAGUAUCCAUGGUCUAAGGGACGCACCGUCUGCUUCGGCCCUCGAGGAAGAGCUGCUCAGCCGACCAGGGAUUCAGUCUGCGUCUGUCAAACUAGCAACUUCCCACGUACUUGUUGCAUUCGACACAUCUGCCAUCGGCAUCCGAUCUAUAUUCGAAAUCAUCGAGGGUGCCGGUUACAAUGCAUUGAUUGCUGAUACCGAUGACACAAAUGCACAGUUGGAGUCCUUGUCUAAAACGAAGGAAAUCCAGGAAUGGCGGCGCGCUUUCAUAACCUCCGUCUCUUUCGCCGUUCCCGUGUUUCUCAUCAACAUGAUUUUCCCAAUGUAUUUGCGCGCCAUCGACUUUGGCAGAUUCCAGUUAAUUCCAGGUCUUUAUCUGGGUGACUUGAUCUGCUUCGGUCUUACGAUACCUGUACAAUUUGGCAUUGGUCGACGGUUCUACGUCACCAGCUACAAAUCACUCAAACACAGAUCUCCCACAAUGGACGUUCUUGUCAUGUUGGGCACGUCUGCAGCUUUCUUCUAUAGCUGCUUCACGAUGGCCAUGGCUCUCUUUGACGAUCAACACAAACGGCCAAGCACUGUUUUCGAUACCAGCACCAUGCUCAUCACUUUCAUCACACUAGGAAGAUGGUUAGAGAAUCGGGCCAAGGGACAAACAUCCGCUGCCCUGUCCCGUCUCAUGUCUUUGGCCCCCUCCAUGACCACCAUUUACGAAGACCCUAUUGCGGCUGAAAAGCUUGCCGAUGGAUGGACCUCCCAAGGGACACCGAACGAGUCGAAGCCCACAUUAUCAGAAGAUACAUCGGUGAACCAAAAGGUUAUCUCCACCGAAUUGAUCCAAGUCGGUGACAUCGUCAUCCUUCGUCCUGGUGAUAAGGUCUCUGCGGAUGGUAUUGUCAUUCGUGGUGAAAGUUAUGUCGACGAGAGUAUGAUCACAGGAGAAGCCCUGCCCAUCCACAAGAAGAAGGGCAGUCAUGUAGUCGCUGGCACCGUGAACGGAACGGGUUCCAUCGACUUCAAGGUGAUCCGUGCAGGCAAAGAUACCCAGCUCAGCCAGAUCGUCAAGCUCGUGCAGGAUGCACAAACAAGUCGUGCUCCGAUCCAGCGCAUGGCCGAUAUUGUGGCUGGUUAUUUCGUCCCAACAAUCAUCGGUCUUGGUUUGGUUACCUUCUUCGGAUGGAUGGUCCUUAGUCACAUCCUGUCCAACCCGCCCCAGAUCUUCCAGCCAGAGGAUAGCGGUGGCCGAGUGAUGGUUUGCCUGAAACUCUGUAUUUCGGUCAUCGUCUUCGCCUGUCCGUGUGCUCUUGGCCUCAGCACCCCGACUGCCGUCAUGGUGGGAACUGGUGUUGGCGCUGAGCAUGGUAUCCUCGUCAAGGGUGGUGCUGUUCUCGAAGCCGCCACCAAGGUCAAUCACGUUGUCUUUGACAAGACGGGUACCUUGACUACGGGCCGGAUGAGUGUCGAUCACGUCCGAAUGGAGCCUCACUGGACGGUCAAUGACUGGCGCCGCCAGCUGUGGUGGCUGCUUAUCGGUCUCGCAGAGAUGGGCAGUGAACACCCAAUUGGCCGGGCUAUUCUUAGCGAGGCUAAGUCCGAAUCUGGUCACCCAGGGGAAGACGGGUUACCUGGAAGCGUUGGCGAUUUUGAUGCAUCCGUCGGAAAGGGUAUUUCAGCUGUCGUUGAGCCCAUGUCCAGCGCGGAGCGUGUCCGCUACCAGGUUCUUCUAGGCAACACAGAUUUCCUACGAUCGAGAGAUGUCCCCGUGCCUGCAGCGGCUGACCCUGACUCCUCGGCAGCCGAAGAGGAAACGGGACAGAUAGCCCCCAAACCUACAAGUGCUGCGUCCGGCAUCACACGUAUCCAUGUUGCCAUCGACAACCGCUAUGCAGGAACUAUUUCCCUCCGCGACAGCGUUAAGGACACUGCGGUUGCCGCAGUUGUAGCCCUUCACCGUAUGGGGAUUUUCACCUCCAUGGUCACAGGCGAUACAUUGUCGACUGCGCUCUCAAUUGCCUCGGCCGUCGGCAUUCCGGCAUCCGCAGUCCACGCAUCUGCCUCUCCGUCUGACAAGCGUGCCAUCAUCUCCUCGCUCCAGCUCAAUGGUGAGCGCGUCGCCAUGGUCGGUGACGGAAUCAAUGACUCCCCAGCGCUGGCAACUGCAUCUGUGGGUAUCGCUCUAGCCUCGGGCACCGACGUCGCGAUGGAGGCAGCCGACAUUGUCCUAAUGCGCCCCGAUGACCUGCUCUCCGUACCAGCCAGUCUAUCACUCUCCCGCUCAGUCUUCAACCGCAUCAAGCUCAACCUCGUUUGGGCCUGCCUCUACAACGUCAUCGGCCUGCCCUUUGCCAUGGGUCUAUUCCUCCCCUUCACUGGCUUCAUGCUCCCUCCCAUGGCUGCCGGUGCCGCCAUGGCAGCGUCUAGCGUCUCGGUCGUGGUGAGCAGCUUGCUUCUGAAACUCUGGCAUCGUCCGUCCUGGAUGAAGGUCGAGCGACUGGAGAAGGAACUUGGUUCGGGAGAUAUCCCUGCCGAUGGCGUCUUGCGCAAGGCUGGUUGGUGGGCUCCCGCUACCAUUCUCUCAGACCAUCGUCGUUCGAUCCGCCGCUGGGUCGGUGAUAGCGUGGCCUCCUUGUGGUUCACGGCUACUGGGAGGCGGACUGCUGUUCGCGAGGAUGAAGGGUAUGUCCCGCUGCAGACUGUUGAGCCUCUUGUCUAA